This is a messenger RNA of Globicephala melas (long-finned pilot whale), 4129 nucleotides long. RefSeq names its product transmembrane protein 234 (gene TMEM234). The record is from RefSeq and is a predicted model, not a curated record. NCBI's taxonomy places the organism in Eukaryota, Metazoa, Chordata, Mammalia, Artiodactyla, Delphinidae.
GAGGAAAAACGGAACGCGAGCAGAACCGGAAGAGGCUUUGGCACAACUUCCGGAUUACGGGUCUCCGCCCCUUCGUUCCCGGAAGUGGAGAGGAGCGGCGUUGCCAUGGCGGCGACCCUGGGGCAGGUGCUGGCUCUGGUGCUGGUGGCCGCUCUGUGGGGUGGCACACAGCCGCUGCUGAAGCGGGCCUCCUCGCACCUGCAGCAGGUUCAUGAGCGGACGUGGGCCCGGCAGUUGCUGCAGGAGACGAAGACCCUCUUCUUGAAUACUGAGUACCUGCUGCCCUUUUCCCUCAACCAGUGUGGCUCCCUUCUCUACUACCUCACCUUGGCAUCAGCAGAUCUGACCCUAGCUGUGCCCAUCAGUAACUCUCUGGCCAUCAUCUUUACACUGAUUGUUGGGAAGGUCCUUGGAGAAGAUAUCGGUGGAAAACGAGCAUUCGCAGGCAUGGUGCUCACCGUGGCAGGAAUUACACUCUGCAUCACAAGCUCAACUAUCCCAGCAGCUGGUUGGUGGACCGCAGAACUCCAGCCGCAAGAAGAGAGCCAGCUACAGUCUUUGAGCCAGAAAUGCAGACAGGAGGGCUCCAGGGCUCAGCCUUGGCUGGCUGAGGAGGGAACUGAGGGGAAGGUGCAUAAGAACAGCAGACGUUGGGGAGAGGAGUUUGCUGUUAGCCUUGCCUGUCCCUCCUGUGAGGUGGGUGCCGGCCCCUCUCAAACCGAUCGACAUCUAUGGGCCCCCGCACUGCCAGACCCCAGCGUUUGGAGCAAUGCCAGGUCCCUGUGAAGAGGCAAGGGACUGGCCGUGCACACGGGGGAGUAGGAGACAGUCGUCCUGAAGUCCGGACCAGCUCUGAACCUGGGCAUUCUGCCCCCAUGGAACUCCCUCAGCAUAGCAGGGACAAUCCUACGUCACUGUUAGAGGCUGGCAGAGAAGGCCUUGGAUUCUUGGGUCCCCUCAAGAGAGUGGAGAGCAUGCUGAAAAGCUUGCUGGGGGCUGGCAUAAAAAGCAGAUGGCUCAAUUUGCCUGGCUUCCUUUGGAGAGGACUGGGUUGCCUGUGCUCUGUGGCCAUCGGCCUGCGGAGGGAACACUGGGCUUGAGCCGUGGGUGCAGGCUGGCCUUACCUUCUCCACUCCCAGUCAAGGUUUGAAUGCUCCUGGUGGGAGCUUGGAAGAGGAGAUGCCAUCCAUCUUCAUAGCCUGCCUCCUCCCUCCCUGCUCCCUCUUCCAUCAGGCUGCCUUAUCCAGGGACACGGCAGAUGGUGCCUGGUAUUCUAGAUGCCCAGUGAAACCAGGCCGCAUCCCCCUACCCCCCACUCAAUGCUCACUGGCUCAUCUCUUGGGAGGGCUCAGGCUUGGGAUAAGAUGGGGAGUUGAUAAGCAUCUUUGGACCCUGUUGUGCCAGAUAUGCUGAUUCCAUCUCCAAGCAUCCAACCUGGCAUUAGGUCCAGCAACUCAGAGUCCUGAAGGUCUUCACAGAGCCCAGAUAAGCUGGCUUCAGACCAGUUUCUGGUCUGGCCCCUGUCAAUAACUGUGUUAACCUGAACGAAUCACUUCACUCCUCUGAACUUCAGCUUCUCCUCUGGAAAACGGGAAUAAUAAUCUCUGUUUCACAAGAUUAUUGAGAGGAUGCAGUGAGAUAAGGUCAGAGGCUGAGCUGGAAGAGGAUUCGGCUAGUCACUCCUUUUCCUUCCCACCGCCCAUGACCCCCUGCCUCACCUGCCCCCUGCUGUGGAGCCUGGACUUUGGGUCUGGGGGUUGCCUGCAGUGAAAAAAGAGAAGGCUUGUAGGAGGCAGAGCAGGACAUGGAGUCAGGGUGGCUUCCUCUGCUCUAACCUGCUACCCUUCCACCUCACACAUACAUACCAGCAGCCCCUGGGCAGUGAGGGACGAGGCACCAGAUAGGGGAGGGCCUUGAACCAUCCUCUCCGACAGCCACAUAGUAAUGGCCACUCACCAGAGCCUCCCUUGCUGACAGUGGGAGCCCAUCCAGGGUGCAGAGUCUGGGAGAGAGAGGUGAGUACAUAAGGGCCGGUGAACAAGAUGUAUCUUCAUAUGCAGCAGACUACAAGGGGGUGGGUACAGCUAUUUCAAGGUGCCCUUUGGCUGCUGGCCCUCUGGGCACCAGGGCCAGUCACCCAGGCUCUGCCCUGGCUCCGAGGGCUGGGCUGGAGGGGCCUCUCCCUGAGGCACAGAAAGAAGUCUCAUUUGGGGAAACAUGCUUUCCUUUUGCCUUUUCAUCCUCAAGGGCAGCGAAAAGCAGUAGGGAGGCUCCCUUUGGGGACAUUCAGGUCUCCACAGUCCCCAAACUCACUUGCGCACAGCCCCGCUCUGUAAUUUCACCUUCUCAGUCAGGAGUUUCAACACUGCUUCCCAGUCCGUGCUGGCAGCCUGGGACAGCUUCAGGCUAAAUGGGGGGCUUAACAGGUCCCCAUUCCUGAACACACUGGGACAAAGAGCAGCCUGGUAAGGGGAAGGGUCCCCAGAACUACCUACGUGUGAGAGGAGGAAGGAUGGCACAGCGGCCAGAAGAUGGUCCAAGAACCAGUGCGUUGUUUGUCACCCAUUAAGCAUGUUGGACUUUUUAUAUCCCAGUCGCCAGGGGCUCCUGGAACAAAUCCACCCACUUUCCCUUGGUCUCCCUGAAACAAAAAUCUCUGCCCCUGUUCCCCAACACGAGCACUCACUGGAUACAGCAGGGGGAACCUGCAGGUAGCCGCUGUCCAAGGGCCCCAUCACAUGGCUGCUGAAUCACAGGAGGGCCCUGAAACCCGUCAGGCCCCCAGAUCAGGAGCGAGUUGAGGCCUUUUGUCAGGGAUAGGUCAGUCCAAGGUGGGUAGGGUGAGGGAAAGAAACCAGACUGGGGCAGAAGAGGGGGCAAGGAGGGAUGGGACUGGUCACGCCUUUCACCAAAGGGUACUUCUACCUCCCCUAGGUCACAUUCUUAACCCCCUCCCAUCCCUCUGUUUUAUGGCUUCCUCUUUCCUCUGAGGACCAUAGCCUGGAGCUAAAGUAAAGUAAAAGUUCGGGAACGGCACAAGGAACAGUGUCUUGAAAUCCUGCACCCGAGAAGGCUCCAGAGCUCCAGGGCUCCUGACUUCCCAGACCAAAGUGGGGGCAGCCCCCAGGGGGAUGGGAGAACAGAGGGCUGGGGGCUGGUCGGCCCCAGGACUUACAGGUAGUCUGCUGCUCUUCCCACCUGGAUCCUCCCCUCUAGGGUAUAAAGAGCUGAAAGGACAGAUAGGUCACUGGUCAUCUUGGGGAGCCUGGGUCCUCAACAGCCCGGCAGCUGCCAGAGCGUGGGGCUGGGGCCCAGUUCACCAAGUCUGCCUUCCCACUGGAAUAGUCUCAGUUAUCUCGGUCUGGAAACGGAUGCUGAUACUUGAACCUGCCUCAGGUUAUGUAUCAGGCUGGACAUCCAGUCUGGGGUCUCAGACCCAAACCACAAGAUUAAAGGUCGACAUCCUCCUGUAUCUCAGAAAUUUUCUCAUUCAUGAUGUGUGCGGUUUCAUCUCAUUUUGUAUGAGAACGAGGGCAAGUUAAGUGACUCACCUCAGCAACAUGGAAGUGACAGAGCCCAGACUCUAAGUCUGUCUGGCUCCCAACUCCUGGCUCCUUAACUCUCAGCAACCUCAGCUGAGAGCAGAGGAGGACCUGGAAGCCAGAUCUGAGCUGGAAGCUCAGACACUCAAAUUAUUUAUUCUCCCAUCUUGGAAAGCAUAGCCCCACCCUGUAAAGGACAAUCCCAGCCUAAUGGAGAGCACAGGAUGCCUAAGCACAGCAGGGAGGAAGUGAUGGAUGGAUAUAGAGUAUUUAGUGGUGGUGGUGAUGGGCAUGGUGGUGGUAAGGACCCAAUCAGGAACAGCCUUUGGAAAAAGGGGCUCAACCAGCAGAAUGUUCUUCUUCCCACUGGUUGGUCCUGGCUGGAUGGGCAUGAACAUCAGUGUAAGACUUUGACUGGAACUGUGGCUCCACGUGUUAUUUAUGUACUCUUAGGUAGGUUAUUUCACUAUCUUGAUUUCCCCUUCCAAAGAAUGGGGAUAAGACCACCCCCUUCAUAGGAUUGCUGUAUUCCGUGAGAUACACAGGAAGUACUGAACACAUGCUGUUGCUAUCGCUAUUACCUCUCU